AGCUCCUUUGCACAGCAAAAUCCGGUCUUGUUUUGAUCAGCUUGGACGCAAGUCUGAAAAUGUUCUGGACGCAGCCCGUUCUUCUCACCUGUCUCGUCGUAGCAUUCACCAUCACCUUAUUCGAAGGGACCGACAGUGCCGCUGUGUCAGAUAAAAAGGAUGUGAAGGCAUCCGACCCUCAAGGUGCACUGCGGAAGAUCUUCAUGCCAGAGGCGGACGCCUCCAACUUCUUCAAACGGCGAAGCAGGAGGGCUACGAAAAGCCAGGAUGAGAUAAACGCUGAACAGAGGCAAAGACUGGCAGCAGAUCUGAGGAUGAGACAAUUUCACGAGGAGCAGAGGAAUACGUUUGAAAACUACGCCGAAGAGGAAAAUGACGAGCAAGAUGAGCGGACCAGCGAGAGCACAGAGCAGUGGAGAGAGUUUCAUUAUGAUGGUCUCGACCCUUCUUAUGAAUACAACAGACACACAGUCUGAAACCUAAUUAACAAAGCAAGAAAACGGGUGAAGCGCUAGAACAGUACACUUUACAGUACAUUUCUGAGUGUUUUUUGGUAAAAAUGAAAGACCUAUAUAGGGCUAACAAUAAAACAGUUUUAUGCAUUUAAUUCAUGCAGCUCAUGCAUGAUAUUUCUUUAAAAAGAUGUAUUUAUUCCAUUAUCCUAGACUAAUUAUAUAAUACUUCCAGUCUUACAUUAUAUAUAAUAUUUUAGUAUGUGUUUU
Messenger RNA from Triplophysa rosa, 722 nucleotides. It is a transcript of the gene ucmab, whose product is annotated as upper zone of growth plate and cartilage matrix associated b. Gene Ontology annotation, cellular component: extracellular matrix. Lineage: Eukaryota; Metazoa; Chordata; Actinopteri; Cypriniformes; Nemacheilidae. The record is from RefSeq and is a predicted model, not a curated record. Gene Ontology annotation, biological process: regulation of osteoblast differentiation; embryonic skeletal system development. The transcript has 5 exons. Bases 60 to 476 code for a protein of 138 amino acids.